Messenger RNA from Recurvomyces mirabilis, 5559 nucleotides. RefSeq lists its product as uncharacterized. Gene Ontology annotation, biological process: protein import into nucleus; RNA export from nucleus. Gene Ontology annotation, molecular function: structural constituent of nuclear pore. NCBI's taxonomy places the organism in Eukaryota, Fungi, Ascomycota, Dothideomycetes, Mycosphaerellales, Teratosphaeriaceae. The record is from RefSeq and is a predicted model, not a curated record. Gene Ontology annotation, cellular component: nuclear pore inner ring. Bases 1 to 5559 code for a protein of 1852 amino acids. The transcript has a single exon.
AUGGCAACACAGGAAAGCGACUAUUUCCCACCCCUGGACAGAUGCCUCGCCUCUUACUCACCGACCAUCAUACCAUGGACACAGGCUUACAGGCUACUGAUCGAUCUCCCGACGGCUCUGCGAUCACAAGCCCUCGAGCAAUUCUUCUCCACCCCCGAAGCACUCCAAUGCCUGAUCUCACCCCUCACGCCUUUCCCACGACCUACACCAGCUACCAAAGGACAAUUCGAGACGAGGACGGCGCCAAUCCACGUCAGCCAAGUACAGAAGGGCGAUGGAGGAUGGGAUCUUGACCAGCUGAAGGGCGAUGCGCUGUGGCUAUCGCAACGGGUCCAGAUUGAUGAGGAGGCUGCGUUGCGGAUCGCUAUUGACGAGGCGCAGGGUAGAGAUGCUGAGAGGGUCACGCUCGCGAGAGAGACAUCACCUCAAGCGCUUAUUCAUGACAAUGGUGGAGGGGUAGACCUGGACCAGGAGGACAUGCGGAGAGGGAGGGUGCUGGCGACGUAUCUGGAUGAACGACAAUCCAUUCUGAGCAUUAGCACCGAGCUGGCGACACGACAUGCGGUCGCCAAGGGUGAGGCGACGAAAGCAGAUGAGUGGCUAGUGGAGCUGGCGAAGAAAGUGGCUGCAGGACAGCAGCAGCAGGGCCAGCAAGCUUUCAUCAAAGAUGCGUUGGACGCUGUUCGAGAUUGUACGACCAUGCUGGAUGAUAGCACGAAGCGCCAAGCUGUCUUCAGCCAGGACGAUCGGAAGUCAGACCUAUUUGCCACUGCUACACUACUGCGCAUCACCGAUCUGCUGCGACUUAUCCUGACCCAUCUACACUCCCUCGAAGCUCUACCCGGAUCAGAGAUCGUGCUAGCUUGGUUUAACCUCAUGGCCGAAUGCGCGUUCAUGCAAGGCCUGCAGGGCACAACGGCAAUGCCCAAUGUGGAGCCCCUGCAGUGCUUGGCUGCUUUGGUCUCGCUGACCAUGGUGAAAUUGCCUCUUACUGUGACAAAGGUGACCGUGCUAGCUGAGGCAGCGCCUAAUGUGCAAUACCCUAAGCUGCCGGGCGCAACACCAUACGUGGAUGACAUGGAUACUGUCCGAACACUGAAUCGCAUCCUCUACCGAGCUGCUCAUGACGGCUUAGUCGUCGCGGCACCUGCUGUCUACGCCUGGUCACUCGUCGCGAAAUUGUUCCGGGAUGGCGCCGAGCGAGAGCGAUACAAUCGUGAGCUCAUCGAACGCCAACGGAUCGAAGAGACUGGCGAAAUUGGACCGGAAAUGCCUGAUGCAAUGGUGGAAGAACGCUGGGGCUGGUUCCUAAGUUCAGAUGUCGAGGAGGCGAGAGAGGAUCCCGCGCGAUACUGGGCGAUGGUGGCUGUGGACGACAUGAACGUCUACAGUAUCAUGGCCUCACUACGCAACGUCAUAACAGUCUCCUACGGCGGCGAGCUGGACUACGGCACAGCUCUUAUCGCGCGAUCAGGACUUUACGAUCUCAUCGCCCAGAGCCUCGAUGUCGUAGACUAUGAUGCACCUCUCCUCGACGCCCUCCUAGCAGUCCUGACUCCUGAUUCACCACCGAACGACACCAACUACUUCGCCAGCCUAGCAACAAAAUUUAUGACAAGCGCAGACGAUCGCCUAAAACCCGCCAUCCUCGACCAAGCACUCGCCCGCUACCCAUACGAGCUCUCACCCCUUAUGCGCCUCUGCACCGUCCUCGCCGCAGCAGACGGCCCAUACGCCGCCGGUCGCCCUCUCCUAGUCGAACUCCUGGAUCACCUUGAGACGAUCACUGUCCAAGUCCCUGAACACUUCACCUCUUAUCGUCUCGAGAAUGAAGACGAAGGCACGAAUCGGAUGGUUUUGACCGAGGAUCUCACACUCUUCGCGCCACGAGCGCAGCAGAGUUUUUAUGGCGAACGACAACUUCGUUUCAACCGUGAAGUCGAUGCUGCUGAGCACGAGGGACCAAGGAAUGUACUUCUUAUUCCUGCUGGGAGUCAAGGAAUUGUGAUUAGGGAGGAGAGACCAAUGGUCCUUUCUCUCAGGCACGAGCACAGUGGACUAGAGUACCUUGGCCUUGCACUAGCAUCUCUGACUCCGGGAGCAGAACUCGUGCCUUCGCAUCAAGGCGCCGCGGAUUUCGAUCUAGGCACUGCGGCGGAGAUUAUUAGUCUGAUCAAUUCCCUCCUCUCCUCCGCCAUGAAGAUACAGAAUGGCGCAGAAGAAGCUGCGCACGUGCUUGGACGACUGAGCUAUGCAUUGCAAGAGGAGAAAGAUAUCAUCACCAUCAUUUCGCAGAUCUUCGAGCUGCAAUUGCAGGCGCACAUGUCUCUCCGACCUGCGGUCGGGAGUAGUGAGGUCUGUGUCGCUUGUGCGGAAUUCUUUGCUAUGCUCGUGGACAGCAGUCCUGAGAGGGUGUGGUCGGUGCUCACGCGGAGUAGCCUGCUUGGGCUCGGCAACAGCGGCGUCGGUGGCGUCCCCGCUAUCGGUGCCGUUAUCGAGGCGCAAGCUGCUGCUGGUGGAGGCGCGAGUUUCCUCGCCGCUUGCGCGAAGCUGUAUCAUGCUGUCUUUGACGACGCGGUCGCUGGUUUGGUUAAGCGCCGAGCGAGCGCUGAUUUGAAGUCCGCGAGGAGCGGAUCGAGGUUCGAUUCGGCUUCGCCUGUGGGUAGUCUUGGUGGGACACCGGAACGCACGAUCAGGGUUGUCAUGGAGGGGUUUACGAGGUGUAUGGUUGAGAUCUUGCAGAAUCUGGAGAGUCUGAGAAUUGGUGCAGAUGCAAAAGCGGUGGUGUUGCGGGAGGUUUUGAGGACGUGGGACGAGGUUUUACGGUUUACGCAUGGGCUUGUGGAGGUCGUGGCUUCACAGCAGCAACAGCAGCAGGAAGGACGAGGUGCGGUGGUGAUGGUGAGAAAUGAGAGGCUAUGUGCGCCUCUUUUUGCGGCUGCGGAGGUCGUGCUCAAGGCUUUUACUACCACGGGUGCGGAAGUCAGGAGUCCGGUUCUUGAGACGCUUGUCUCGUGUCUUGAAGAUGGUUUGGCUCUUGGUAACGUCGAUAUCGCUUCCUCGCAACAGGAAGCUCUGAUCUCGCAGACGAGUUGCACGGCUAAUUUCCUGGCGACUGUUCUGCGGACACAGCGGUGUCUGGAACCGAGGCGCGCUUGGAUGCUGGCCAAUCAGUUGGCCAAGCAUAUCUCGACAUUAGCAGCGGCGUUUGUCACGGAUAGUAGAUGGAAGGCUGAGAUGGCUACGUUGUUCGAGGAGAUCGUGAUAUCGCUUGCUUGCACGGACGCGGAUCCCACGGCUCUGCUCGGAGGGCUGAAUCAGUAUACCGCGAAGGCUUUCUUGAGCGUGGUGAAACAGUUUGAUGGUCCGAUCAAGGACUUACACGCCGAAUGUCAGAUCUGGAACUUUUUGACUGCUGCACUGGAAGGACGACAGCAGUGGAUAGGUAUCUUCCUCCUCACCGGCUCCAUGCCACGGACAUCAAGAUUCGAAAGGUCAACCGCCACUUCGUCAACAACCAAAGCCGCCAGCAAGUCGACUCUACUGCACUCCGCCCUCGACCGCCUUUCGGAGAUCAGCCAAGUCAUCCCUACCCUUGCCAAAGCCAUGCUCCACUUCAUCGCCACAGCCCAGAAUCUUUGGCCCUGGGCAACCGUAACCGUACGCUCGCACCCGGACUUCAUGACCAAAACCCUCAAAUGGUUGGACGAGAUCGUCCCACCUACUCCCGCAGCCUCUUCAAGACCAGGCGCUGGCAAUAACGAGGAAGUCAGCGCAAGCGAGUACCAAGCCGCUACCUACCUCUGCGAUAUCUUAGCCGUAGGCCUUCACGCCGGACUCGAGACAGGCGAUCGAUCGGUUCUGAAAGCCCUUGUUCCGAGAUUGGGGUUCUUGACUAGGAGUGGAGUGGGUGUUGAUGCUUAUAAUCGCUCUUUACACCGAAAUCUUGCCGAGAACUUGGGUAGGAAAUUUGGGGGUGUGCAACUUGCUGCGUUCGCGCGCUCCGGGGCGAAUAAGGGACAGCACGGACGGGGUUACUUUUAUGAUCUUGAGCUUGCGGAUCGGGUGUUGGGGUACUCGGCUCUGGCGUGGGAGGGGAACGAGGAUGUUCGGGCGCAGGGUUUCGCUCCGGAGGUUGUGAGGGCGAAUAUGAAUCUUAGCCUUGUUGAUGCGCAACGGAACUUGCUUGGGAGCUGGAAGGUGCUGGCCACGACGUUGAGUGAGUUUGUUGGGUUCGAGGAUGCUGUGCAGGAGCCUUUGAUCAAGAGUGUUAUGGCUGCUGUGGCGGCGAAUGCGAAGACGAGGCUUGACGAGCCGGGGUGUGCGGAGGUGUUGCAGAUGAGGGCUGACAUGGGCUUUGUUGUAUUGUCUAAGUUGGUGGGGAUCAAGUGCGAGAAGGAGGGGAUGAAAAGUCUUCUCACAGGUGAGGUGGUGAAAAAGAGUGAGCGGGAGGUUUUGAGGGAGCCGGGGGUGUGGGACUUGGUUCGACAGAGUCCGGUUGAUUAUGAGGUUGCUACGGCGCAGGAGGAUCUAAGGUACUAUCGCACGCUACUACGGAUCCUGUUCUUGGCGAUUCGACCGCAUGGACUUCUACCUUUGCCGAAGCUGGACGGUGGAAGACUUGUCUCACUCUCGGCAGAGGUUGCGAGCGUAAUGGUUGAGAUCGUUGGCAAGACUAUUGCGCCUGGGUUUCGAGCUCUGUGCGGAAACCUGCAUGGCGAUAUUUCUAUGGCUUUGCCAGCUGACUUCGCUCUCAUUACCGCUCUACUGCAAGCUGUGCUCUCGGUCAACGGUGUCGGCAUUGCACAUGCGCAGCUCGCGGAAGCAGUGGCGAACUCAAGUCUGGUCCGCAGCGCCUUGAGUCUCUAUAGCUGGGCCGAUCAGCUCGGCGAGCUCACCAUGGAGCAGGAUCCCAUCUACGGCGAAACGGCCAUGAACACCCUGGUCCAGCUCUCGACAAUACCACCGAUCGCAGAGCAGAUGGCCAUGCAAGGUAUCUUGCUCUCAAUCUCCAGCACCAAUCUAUCGAACUAUUUCCGCAAACCCGCCGGAAAAGGCCCGUGGGAUGAGCCGGGGAGAAUGUUCACGAUCUGGAGCGAAGGUAUCCUCCCGCUCUGCUUGAACUUGCUCGAGGCUGUAGGCGCACCGUUGGCCGCGGAAGUCAGUGUCUUCCUCAAUGGGUUCGCGGAACAGCUACUACGAGCAGAGAGGGCCUUCCGAACUAGCGGAGGUAGAAGACAACAUCCGCAUAGUGGCGACGUUACACUAGGACUGGUGAAGGAGGCAUAUGCACUCGUACACAUUGGCCUCACGCUGAAAGCAGAUCUUGCUCGUGCGGCAGCUGAAGGACUGAGCGCGGCCGAGAUCCCGGUAUUGAACUAUGAUCUUGAGAGCGUGAGGCAGGAAGUUGCGGGUCUGGCUAGGACGCAAAGGAGUUUGGCGGAUAAGAUUGUGCCUUCUAAUGCUAGAGAGGAGGGUAUGGGAGCAGAGGCUUUGCAGGGGCCGGUGCUAGCGGAGAUACAUGCUGUUAUGAGGUGUUUUGGCGAUGGGGUGGAGUGA